AUGGGUUGUGUGCAGGGCAAGUUUUGCUGUUGUGACCGUUCUUCAUCAGAGGAUGGUUCUAGGGAUUACCGAGAAACUGGCUUCGUUCGUAGCCACAGGAAGAGCAUUCUCGCUCAGAGAUCACUGAAGCAUGCUACCGUUCCUUCCCACAACUUCAUUUUGGAAUACACUUUUCUCACUCAGCGGGGAUACUACCCUGACUCACUUGAGAAAGAAAACCAAGAUAGUUUCUGCAUUAGUACACAACUCCAAGGUAACCCCAAUGUCCAUUUUUUUGGUGUCUAUGAUGGACAUGGUCAAUUUGGUAGCCACUGUUCAAAUUUCGUUAAGGAUAGGUUGGUAGAGAAGUUGGUAAAUGACCCUGCAUUGUUGGAGGACCCUGUUCAAGCUUACAAUUCUGCAUUCUUGGCAACGAACCAAGAAUUACGUAGUAGUGAGAUUGAUGAUUCUAUGAGUGGUACCACCGCGAUAACGGUACUUGUUAUAGGUGACACCCUUUAUGUUGCUAAUGUUGGUGAUUCGAGAGCGGUGCUCGCUGUUAAGGAUGGGAACCGCAUUCUUGCGGAGGACUUGUCCUCUGAUCAGACGCCGUUUCGGAGAGAUGAAUAUGAGAGAGUGAAGCUUUGUGGGGCAAGGGUGUUGAGUGUUGAUCAGGUAGAAGGGCUCAAGGAUCCAGAUAUCCAGAAUUGGGGUGAUGAAGAGAGUCGAGGAGGUGAUCCUCCCAGAUUGUGGGUUCAUAAUGGGAUGUAUCCUGGUACUGCAUUUACAAGGAGUAUAGGGGAUAGUUUGGCAGAGACUAUUGGUGUCACUGCUAUUCCUGAGGUGAAAACUGUUCAGCUUACACCUGAUCAUCUUUUCUUUGUUGUGGCAAGUGAUGGCGUAUUUGAAUUCCUUACAAGCCAAACUGUUGUUGAUAUGGCUGCAAGCUAUAUGGAUCCUCGUGAUGCAUGUGCAGCUAUUGCAGAAAAGUCAUAUAAUCUAUGGUUGCAACUUGAGAACAGAACAGAUGAUAUAACAAUUAUCAUUGUUCAGAUCAAAGGCCUCUCCAAUUCAGGUACAUCUGGAUCAGAUGCGAUCAGUGCUGGUGCUGUAAUGAAUUCCAGCUCAGGAACUCCUGAGAUGCCUGCUAGCAAUGGAUCUGAUGUUAAUCCUUCUGUCAGAACCAGUUUCUCUGAGUUGCACCCCUGUCAGCCUGUGGCUUCAGGGAUAAGCCCAACCAACCAUAGAGCCAUAGAGGUUCACUCUCCAGCAUGUCCAAGACCAAUGGAAUGA
This is a messenger RNA of Sphenostylis stenocarpa, 1272 nucleotides long. The record is from the annotation of a GenBank genome assembly. Lineage: Eukaryota; Viridiplantae; Streptophyta; Magnoliopsida; Fabales; Fabaceae.